This is a messenger RNA of Amphiprion ocellaris (clown anemonefish), 1833 nucleotides long. RefSeq lists its product as uncharacterized. The record is from RefSeq and is a predicted model, not a curated record. The transcript has a single exon. NCBI's taxonomy places the organism in Eukaryota, Metazoa, Chordata, Actinopteri, Pomacentridae. Bases 1 to 1833 code for a protein of 610 amino acids.
AUGUCUGCAUCCCACCCAACUGGUGAAAUUAAAGAUUACUUUUACCGGGUGGAGUUUCAGCAGCGUGGCUCUCCACAUGUGCAUUGUCUAUUUUGGAUAGAGAAUGCACCGUUGAUAGAUAAGAACACGGACACAGAGGUCAUAGAAUUCAUUGAUCAAUACGUGACGUGUAAGUUACCCUCAGAAGAUGAGGAGUUAUUGGAGAUCGUUAAGUCAGUUCAGCAGCAUUCCAAGCGACAUUCCAAGUCAUGUAAAAAGAACAAGACAGUUUGCCGUUUCAAUUUUCCAAAGCCUGCAUCUAUGCAGACUUUUAUAUCUUGCGAAGAGAAGUGUGUGUGUCAUGUAGGCAAAAAGGAUAAGCUGGUGUCAUGUACUUGUCUAAUGCGUAAAGACAGAGCAGCAGAGAUUCUGACUAAAGUGAAGAAUGCAUUGGCAGAUGAGAAGAGUAGCUUUGACAGUUUGGAGAGUUUGUUCCAUAGUGGAGGUGUAACUCAAGGUCUCUUUGAGAAGGCUUAUAAAUGCUGUAGUAAAGAAACCCAUGUGGUGUUGAAAAGGGACAUCAAUGAGGUUUGGGUUAAUCAGUAUAAUAAGUCGUUGAAAUGCUGGAAUGCUAAUUUAGACAUUCAUUAUGUGGUUGAUGCGUAUGCAUGUGUAGUGUACAUUAUUUCAUAUAUUUCUAAGGCAGAAAGGGAGAUUGGACUGUUGUUAGGGAAUGCUCAGAGGGAGGCAGCUAAGGACAAAAAUAUUAGUGCAAGAUAUGCGUUGAAAAACCUAGGCUCUGUAUAUUUGCACAACCGUGACGUGUGUGCACAAGAAGCUGUUUAUAGAUUGACCAGUAGUAUGCAUUUAAAGGAAUGUUCACGUAAAGUAGUUUUUGUUCCAACAAGCGACAACAUAGUUAGAAUGAGUCUGCCUUUAAAUGUCUUAAAAGAAAAGGCAUCAUCAGAAGGCUUUAGCAGCGACCACAUAUGGAUGAAUAACAUAGUGGAUCGCUAUAAGAAUAGGCCAGAUGAUAGCAAUUUUAGUGACAUGUGUAUGGCAGUAUUUGCAUCAGAAUAUUGUAUUCUGAGCAAAAAUGAGAAAUCCCAAACACGGGUAACAUUAAAGAAUAAAUGUGGUUUUGUGAUGAAAAGAACACGAACCAAACCAGCGGUUGUGCGUUACAUGCGCUUUUCAGAAACCAAGAAGCCUGAAGCUUUUUAUCAAAGCAAUCUGCAGCUGUUUAAUCCAUACCGUGUCGACGCAGAGCUCAAACUUCCAAGCUGUGAAACUUUUGAACAGUUUUACAAAAAUGGUAAUGUGAGGUUUAGCGAUGGAUCCACACAUUCAGUCAAGUCUGUUGUGGAUGACAAUAGAAGUAAAUUUGAAAUACAAGCAGAGGAGUUGGAUAAUAUUCAGAAUGCAGUGGAUAUUAACAAUAUCGAUGAAGAUGCCUGGUGCCAGUUGUGUCCAGAGCAAAAUGUAGAAUGUUUAGAGUGUGAAGAAGAAUGUAAGGCCAAAGGCCAGGCAGUGGAAGACCAUGUGGAAAAUAUUCCCGACCUGGCAGUGAUUGGCAGUGAGAUAGCCCAUUUGGAGAAGCGUAACAACAUAAUGUGCAGAAGUAAUGGACUGGCUUUGAUUAGAUCUCUGAAUGAGAUGCGGCUGGCUAUUUUUAAUCAGAUACGCCAGUGGUGUUUAGAUAAGAUAGCAGGAAAAAGGCCAGAUCCACUGCACUUGUUUCUUACUGGAGGUGCAGGUACAGGUAAGAGUCAUUUAAUUAAGGCUAUUCAAUAUGAGGCCAUGAGGUUGUUGUCAGCGACGUGUCGUCAUCCUGACAACACUUGUGUUUGUUGA